UUCCUGAAAACUACCCAGUGCCACUAACAGAAUUGUUUCGCGACGACGAAGCCUGGGUCUGCCUUCAAGGGUCGGAUGAGGUUAUCACCACGAUACACCCACACUAAUCUGACGUCAAAUGGCUAUCACUUUGCAAGCAAGACGACGUGCUCAGCGUAAUACCAUCCUUCCCACUCCAAUCCGAAUUCGGAAAUCGGCAUGGCUUUAGAUAACGUUUGGAAAAAAGACAGCUGUGAACGUUGCUUCUCAGAAUCCCACCAACGCAGAACCAACAGCUGAGCUACAACACAACACAACGUAAGUUGUGAAGGGGAGGAUAGACAGUGUCUCUAGGGCGCAGUAUAGCACAGACAUUGUACCCGGCUCUGGGUAGCAGAAUAGGACUCCAAUAUGAUGGGACGCGGCGCUCUAGCGGGGGCAAGACUCGCCAGCGAGAGGAAGAAAAGAACCUUGAAACUACAGAAGCAAGGGACAAAGAAGCUUCGUCGCAUUACACCCAAACCAGCUAAGAUCAUGGUGAUCAAGGGCAGGAUCAACCUGCUCUCCCCGUACACCAUCUGUGUGCUCCUGGGCUUCUGUGUCCUUACCGUCGGGGUGGUGAUGUGCAUGUUUGCGUACGAGUACGUGGAAGUCGCCGUGCGUAACAACAACAACUCUUCCAGCACCGCGGAGAUGGACAGAGACCGGUCAUUCCUUAUAAACCGAGCCUUACUGCGGGACUUUCGGCUCAUCGGCCCGCUGAUUGUGGGGUUAGGAGUGUUUACAAUGCUGUGUGGGAUGACUGCUUUACUAGAGGACAGGGAUGGGAGAACGAAAAGAAUAAUCAUCCGCGAACCUACGGACGAAGACUUCGAAAGGGAUGUAGGACCAGUCUCGCCGACGUCAUCUUCUAAAGCAUACUACCCGGAUUAUACAAGAAUAGACAGACUCCCAAAAUACAGACUUCCGCGGUUUACAGUGGGCUCGUGUCCGAACCUGCGGUACCAGCCCGACUCGCCCGCCCGUCUUAACCCGCUACGGGGGUACAUGAAGUCCAUGCCGUCCCCCGUGCCGGUACGGGACUUGUACAGGUUUCAGCCUCUGCGAUGUAUAGGGGAGGCAUAUGAUCUGACUUAAGCUGACUUUAUCUGGAUUCAUAGGGCUUACAGAAGUAUGUCACAGCGUUGAAUUAAUAAGAGAAAGUUUUCCCCUCUCAGAUGUUAUUUUCGACAUUCAUCUCUUGUAAUUAUUACGUGUUGUGUCAUGAGGCCAAAUAGGAGCAACUUUUUCAAUGUUAUUUUCUCAAUAUAAUAAUAACAUAGCGUUGAAAAAAGAGGACAACAUGCUUCAGUAGCUACGCAGCAUCUACAUUUAUGGUCUAUAGGAGCUUGUUUAUGGUCUAUAGGAGCUUGUUUGGACUGUUAACAUGUGAUGAUGUUGUUACAUCCGUCGGUAAAUUUGCUUUUGCAGAAGAGAUGUUGAAAACGUCUGCGUUUUGCGUGCAAAUAUAGGUCAGAGUAUAGGAUAUCAAGAUUCAUGAGAUUCACAAUAGUCCAUGACAGUUACCAUGUGUACGUACAACAGCUGGGUUUGCAUAUACCCGUGUUAUGCUAUACGGUC
Molecule: messenger RNA, 1599 nt
Organism: Branchiostoma floridae (Florida lancelet)
Lineage: Eukaryota; Metazoa; Chordata; Leptocardii; Amphioxiformes; Branchiostomatidae
Product: transmembrane protein 200A-like
Exons: 2
Coding region: 391-1116 (241 amino acids)
Source: RefSeq, a predicted model, not a curated record